UGGUGUGCAGUCGCGCGACACACGAACACAAAGGUCAGACGGACGAAGACAACAGUGGACAGAACGUCGGACUUGAAGUACGUGGGUUUGAGAAAAAGAGAGGGAGUGAGUAGAGGCACAGUAGUUGGAGUAUAUCAAAGCAGUGACAGAGAGGAAUUGAUAGAAAGAAAGAAAGAGGAAGGCAUGCGCGUCCCGUGGUAGUGGUGCACAAUCUGUCGGUGCGGUGCAGUCUCGUCGGCGGUAAGAGUGAUAGGAUAAAACACAUCGCGGCGUGUGUGCUCGGCUCGGCUCGGCUUGUCUCGACUCGGCUCGCGAUUCCUUCCCGCAUCCGUUAUGACGGUACAGUGAUCCAGCGCUAGGCGCUGCACGUCAGGGCAUCGUCUCUUUUCUCGGCAAGGAGAGAGGGAGAAGGCGAGAAAGAGACCGAGCGAGAAUACGACGACGCGCUAUCCCGCACAACUCGGCGCACCCUUCUCGCGUUCGCAUGGAAAAGGCCAUAGAGUUGACGCGACGACGAUGGAGGCGCGCCGCAGUCCGCGAGUUUGACCGCUAGACGGCCCUCCUCCGGCGUAUUCGAGGAUUUCCCUCGGCUCGGCGCUGGACACAGGGACUUUCCCAGUAGGUGUGUUCGCGCGCGGCCAUGUGCCGCGCCGUCACCGCGCCCGCUCCGCGUGUGUCUCCUCUCUGCGGAUUGUCGUCGUCGACCUCGCGUGUUAUAUCGUCGCCGCAGUCGAUUAAGUGUUUUGUUGCGUAGCCUCCAACGCGUAGAAGUCGGUCGGUCUCGCGGCUGAGUGGUGCCUCUUCGUUUCGGAUGCCUCGUCAGUACAUCUCGUCGACGUCUACGUGUAUAUCGGUGUGUUGGUGCGACGAGUGACAACGAAAAGCAGCCGCGACUUUUUUCCUCUAUCCGCCCUUGUAUUUUUGUCCGGCUCAUAUUAGCGAGUCGUAGAAGUUAGCGCGAGCGAAGAAAGAAGAUAGAAAGAGGGAGAGAGAGGGAAAGAGAAAGAAAGAGGAGGUAGCAGUUGAAAAGAGAGCAAGAACGAGCGAACGAACGAGGGUCGCUAGACGGCAGACUCGGUCGUCGGAGUUUGGUGUCGACGCUUCGCGACUCUCCAGUCAGCAGACGAGAGAGAGAGAGAGAGCGAGCGAACCAGGCGGUGAGAAAGAGAGGGAGAGAAAGAAAGAGAGAGAGAGAGAGAGAGAUAAAGAGAAAGAGACAACGCGAGAGGGAGCGCGAGUGGCGUAUCAAGAUGGCGCAUAAUUUGGCACCGAGCGUCAACUGCUCGCUCGACGACAUUGACCUGAACGCUUUGAAGGAGCCUGCUGGAAUCUUCGAGCUGAUAGAAGUGGUCGGCAAUGGAACAUACGGCCAAGUUUACAAGGGUCGGCACACCAAGACCGGUCAGCUGGCAGCCAUCAAGGUCAUGGACGUCACAGAGGACGAAGAGGAAGAGAUAAAGUUGGAAAUAAAUGUACUCAAGCGGUACUCGAAUCAUAGAAAUAUAGCUACAUAUUACGGUGCCUUCGUGAAGAAGUCAUCACCCGGCAAAGACGAUCAAUUAUGGCUGGUUAUGGAGUACUGCGGAGCUGGCUCCGUUACGGACCUCGUCAAGUCAACUAAGGGCCAGAGUUUGAAGGAGGAAUGGAUAGCCUAUAUCUCGCGAGAAAUACUAAGGGGACUUAGUUAUCUUCAUAGCAAUAAAGUUAUUCACAGGGACAUUAAGGGACAAAACGUCCUAUUGACUGAUAAUGCGGAAGUCAAACUCGUCGAUUUCGGCGUCAGCGCACAAUUGGAUAGAACGAUAGGUAGAAGAAAUACGUUCAUCGGCACACCGUACUGGAUGGCUCCGGAAGUUAUAGCUUGCGAUGAGAAUCCAGACGCGACUUAUGACAAUAGGAGUGACCUUUGGUCGCUCGGAAUUACCGCUUUAGAAAUGGCUGAAUCACAACCUCCGCUCUGCGAUCUUCAUCCUAUGAGAGCUUUGUUUCUGAUUCCUCGUAAUCCACCGCCGAGGCUCAAGUCGAAAAAAUGGGCCAAGAAAUUUCACGGAUUCAUCGAGACAGUGCUGGUGAAGGAUUACCACCAGAGACCCUACACGGAACAGCUUCUCAAACAUCCAUUCAUACGGGACCAACCUACAGAGAGACAAGUCAGAAUACAGCUUAAAGAUCACAUCGAUCGCUGUAAAAAGCGCAAACAGGAGAAAGAAAGAGACGACUAUCGAUACAGCGGUAGUGAAAACGAAGAGGACGAACCCGCAUUGGCGGGCGAGCCGUCGUCCAUCGUUCAAGCACCCGGCGGCGAUACGUUGCGCCGUAACUUUCAGCAGAUUCAGGAGGGCAGGACUCUAACGCAGGAUGUACCUCCUCAAGCGCCCGCCGCUAAAGAAAAACCGGGCAACAGAUCCCAGAGAGAAGUGCCAGAACCUGGGCCGCCUGCGAGACCCGCUAUACCGCACAGACUUAUAGUGGUGCCAGAUCCUCAACCACCGUCUCGUCCAUUACCCCCAACACCCAGAGACGAUCCUCGGCAACCGCACAAAGUAUCCACGCCGCCUUCUAAUCAUCAGACACCUGCCGGAGGAGGAGGAGGAGGUAGCGGAGGAUCUGGUGGGCAACCGGCGCCUCAGAGGAACAGUCAUGUCUUCAAGCCUAUGCUGCCGCCGAGGAGGCCAGAGGACUUGGACAUGCUGGCUGCUCAACUCAACGAGCUUGGUGUGUCACAGGGCCCCGAGGCCCCGCCGAGGCCAAACAGGCAGCAUAAGGGCCCUGCAGCUUCGUCUACAUCGAAUUCGGUGCAGCCCGCAGGUGGUAACGAUCAGAACAACAAACAGAUGCCGCAAUCCUCCAGUAUUCUCGAUCAAGCCCUGUCGAUCGAUAGUGACAGCGACGACGAUCUGGAGGACGCUGGAGGAAACAAUCUGAGAAAUGAUGGUACUUUGCUAGCCAGCGACCCACCGAAACCGCUUCCCGAAUUUUCUCCUUUCAGACCGUCGUCAGACUCUUCAUCGUCGUCUUCGCACAAUGCUCAAAACUCCCAUCACGAAGAUAAACCGAAAGGAGGAGCACCGAAUCGUCCGCUCCCACCAACGCCUGAUGAGGAAGAAUCGGGAGAUCGUACGCUAGUCAUGAAACGAAAACUUAGUCAGAUGUCAGACGAUCGUGCAACGGCUAGCGGCAACCGGCGUUCAGAGAUAGACGAGCAGCUCCUCCUGAAAGAGUGGGAUUUCACCCGCUUCUUUCAGGGUUUUAACGAAAAGUUGGAUAAAAUAAAACAGGAGCAUCCGCAAGAGGAGGUCGGUGCGAGCAAGUCCAGCAACGAGGAUCGCUCCUCUUCGUCUAGCGAAAGAACGUUGAAGCGACAGGAACAGUUAGCCCGACGGAAACACGAGCAACAGCAACAUCAUCAACAACAUCAACAGCAACAACACCAUCAAAAGCAACCGCAACAGCAAUUGAAGCCGAUUCACAGGCGGCAAGAGAGCGACUCGAAAUUGGGCAAUGCCUCGAGCGCGUUCGCGCGCGCUUUUCGCCGCGAGAAUUCGGACUUUUUCCCAUCCGCGAGACACUCGGCGUACCUGCACAAGUCCUCGGAUUCGUCGAGGUCCAGUAUAUUCGCUAGCGGUAAUCGACGCGGCAGCGAGAUAAGCGUCGCCGGUAUUGUCGGUAAGAAGGGCAGCGCUCUAAGUUCUGGCGAGCCGGUGCUGACGGACUUCUCAUUGAGCCGUGACGGCCCGCAGAGGCCCAGGCGAGAAAAGACCGAGAGCGAGAUUGUCUUCGGUAGUAGACACGAGGCGAGGAGGUACGUGGAUUUCGGACGCGAUAAAGACGAGAUCGCAAGAAGACGCAGUUGUAGACCCUCGGACGCCACUACGGCCUCUGCCGUAGUCGACGAUGCGGGAACAAUUAAGUCCACGGCCAGUACGACGGCCAGCGAGUACAGCCCCAUUGUCACCCAGAAUCGCGAGGGUGGCGAUCGUUCAAGAGGCGGAGGUGGAAGUGAUUUCCAGAGAUCCGACUCGUCACCAGGCUCGCGACCUAGUUCGGUCUUACCGGAUCUCCUGACUUCUUCGCCGGGUCAACGACAGGACAAAUCAACCAGUGAGGAGUAUCGACAAGCCGUUAAGUCACCUCCCCCGUUUGCGCUCCAACAGAAGCAGAGGUCUUUCUUGACUUUCGGAUUCGGAGCUGGCCCGGCCAGGAGGGAGUCUCACGUGAACGUUAACGUGACUCCGACCAGCCACGAUUUAGCCUCAGACACACCCGAGAUACGCAAGUACAAGAAGCGUUUUAACAGCGAGAUUCUCUGCGCCGCGUUAUGGGGAGUCAACCUGUUAAUCGGGACCGAGAACGGUUUGAUGUUGUUGGACAGGAGCGGACAGGGUAAGGUUUACCAAUUGAUCAGCAGAAGACGUUUCCAACAAAUGGAGGUACUCGAGGGUCAGAACAUUUUGGUGACGAUCAGCGGUAAGAAAAACCGGGUACGCGUUUACUACCUUUCCUGGUUGAAGAGCAAGAUCCUGCGUACGGAUGGUCAUAGCGAUCAAGUUGAACGACGCAACGGCUGGAUUAACGUGGGCGAUCUGCAAGGCGCUGUGCAUUUUAAGAUAGUGAAAUACGAGAGGAUAAAGUUCCUCGUGAUCGCGCUGAAAGAUUCGAUUGAGAUUUACGCGUGGGCGCCGAAGCCGUAUCACAAAUUUAUGGCUUUCAAGUCUUUCGGCGAGCUCGCGCACAGGCCGCUCUUGGUCGAUCUUACGGUCGAGGAGGGUACAAGGUUAAAGGUGAUUUACGGUAGCGCGGACGGCUUUCACGCGGUCGACCUGGACUCGGCCACGGUUUACGACAUAUAUCUGCCGAAACAUACUCAAGGUCCCAUUUGCCCGCACUGUAUAGUGGCGUUACCGAACAGCAACGGUAUGCAGUUGCUGCUCUGUUACGAUAACGAAGGCGUAUACGUAAAUACAUACGGUAGAGUCUCGAAGACGAUGGUUCUUCAAUGGGGCGAGAUGCCUACGAGCGUCGCAUAUAUCGGUACGGGACAAAUUAUGGGCUGGGGUAAUAAAGCGAUCGAGAUCAGAAGCGUGGAGAGUGGCCAUCUCGAUGGUGUCUUCAUGCACAAGAAGGCUCAACGGCUCAAGUUCCUCUGCGAACGUAACGAUAAGGUAUUCUUCUCGUCGGCGAAGGGCGGUAGUUCGUGCCAGAUUUAUUUCAUGACCCUAAACAAACCCGGCAUGGCCAACUGGUGAUCCCGAAUGAGGCCGAAUUUGGCCCCACCACGAUUACCUACGCGAACACAACUGUCGCAUCACAACCCUCCUCGUGUAUCGGGAUACACAGCGUCAGCGCGCACACUCACGGCUCGCUCUUCACUGCCUGGACCGAACGCCUUGGAGAUCAGGAAGUGCAUGCACCGUAGCCAACAUCCUUAUCAAUAUCAUCAACAACAACAGCAGCAACAGUAUCAUCAUUAUCAACAUCAGCAGCAGCAACAGCAUCAAUAUCGUCAACAUCGUUAUCAUUAUUCACGUAAUCUUCCGUAUAAUUACGACUACGAGGAAGACGAAGAGUAUGACGACAGGUUCCAACGGUACUCUCGGCUGCCUCUGCGAAGCGCACCUGGGACGUUAACGUUCGUGAAUCUACUCGUCAAGAGAUUUCUCUGUAUUCUCACAUGUUCGCCCUGCGGACUGCGCAGUGCGGCCUAAACGUGCUGAAACGCAGAGCGGAUUUACCCUAAGAGAAGUGCGCACGGCGAAUUUACAUUGCACGCUGGUAAAUCGUAUUACAAAAGUAUUCUCUAUAUAUGUAUUAUUUCUCUCUCUUCAUUUUUUAAUAUAAAUUUACCGCUUUAAUUAUACUCUACACUCUAUCGAUAAGUCUGUACUUGUUUAGCAUGUACACGCAAACUCUUAAUUCUCGAAGAAACUUUAAUGUUACGACGGAACAAAGUGUAUUUUACUGCGUCUUGAUCGACUAGGUAAUUACAUAAGAGUGUUUUAUACGGUGAAUAAUUUAGAAACGACGUAAUAAAGCAUAAACUUUAUUUGUGCUGAUCUUUCUAGUAUGCGAGACUGUAGGAGGUAGUCGUAAGGACAGCGCUGAUUACCAGCGACGCGGAGCCGCUCGAUCGUAACGAUUAUUUUCAGUGUAAGGAGAUUCGUGCAAUAUUCGGCAAAUCGGCCUUACAAGAGGUAGAUCUCCGAGAGAGAUAGAGAGAUUUCCUUUGCCUUAAAAGAGGCAAGAGAAUCCUCCGAUAAUCGAAUCGUGUGUGUCGUCGAAAAGGAUCACGAAAAAUGAAAGAACAGAAAAUGCCUCGCGUGCUGUUCGCGCUCCUGAUCCUUUUCCGGCGACAUAGUUCGUUAACUUUUUCAGUAGAAGAAAGGGUGUUCUGCUGCGGUCUCUCGAUCCUAGUACUCGGUACUAGUGACAAGUAGCGACGAUUUUAGUGAGAAUGAAAAAAGGAAAAGAGGAAUACGUAACAAGGUAAACGAACGUGUCACGCGACAGGCCGAGGCACCACACCGAUAAGACACGCAGAAGACACAUCGUGACGCACGACGCACGCGAUAUCAUGAUAAAAUUUACUAUUAAGCGAGAAUAAUUACUAAUGUUAAUUAAUUGUAUAGUUAUAGCAGAUGGAGGAUUCUUUCCGCCGUGGCUCGCGCGGGCGGCAGGUGCGAAAGCGAUGACUACAAUGAACGACGACGGCGCGACGACGAUGCGAGUCAAAGUUGACGCGGUAGUAGAAGAAGCAUUGUGGAUGAGUCGCAUUUUUACAGAAAAAGAAAAUAGAUUAUAUAUACCGUAGAAAUUUCGUGAGACGUGCACGGUGUGACGAGACUACGAAUAGCUAGAAGUUUCUGUUCACUUCACGGUAUAUUCGAGUAAACUCUUCUUUACGUUUGAUACACGCGUCCCUGUAUUAACGUAUACAAAAAAAGAAGGAAAAAUCACGCGCGAGGUACGCACGCGCGUAGUUUCAUCGUGACGAACAACGUGGGCAAGAUGAUAGUCUUCGGCUUUUGUAAGAAAUUUGUAACUUAGCGAGACGACGCGCACUAUGAGAGAGGGAGCGUUCUGGCCCUUCCGUUUGCCUGCUUGUUCCCUCGCAACGGCGAAUCGCGCGCGCGUUGCUGCCAAUUCUGCUUCGAAGCGUUAUUAUGGUCUGAUCUCAUAAUCUUAAAGGUACUCCACGGUUGAAAGGGAAUCCUUGAUAAUCGUCGGCGUUGCAUGGCGAUUUUAUCGAUGUCGGAUUAUCCUUAAGCGGGCUUACGGCGUUAAUAGCAGACGAGAGGCGGAAAGACGGGGCUCCGAGGAAGAUGCAGAGAGAGAGAGAGAGAGAGACUUAGAGUAAAUUACAAGUUAUAUUUAGCUCUUCGUUCAUGUUGUUCGAUAUCAGAGUUAUUGAACGUAAACGCAAUUAGCGUUAUUAUACAUAUAUGUUGCAGCAAGGAGUGUCUUUUUCAUCGAUACGAGCCGCGUUAGAGAGAGCGAACGCGAGAGAUCUGACGGAAAUACAUUUAAUUAACGUUACCAACGUGACGCACGGCGGAAACCAAGCGCGACAGGAGAAUUAAAACUUAACUGAAUAAGUCGAGAGCUAACCGCGAUCACUCAUACAACUUCAGAGAUUCGGACGAAAAUGAGACAAUUGGCACAGUAGCGAGGAUAUAACAAAUUUGCGGUAAGCGAUAUCCAGAAAAUUUCUUCUCUUUUCUACCGUUUUUCUUCAGCGAUGUUGUGAGAUGGACAUAUCUUUGCUCGUCGCGUUAUUUCGAUCGUGUCGGAUCGACCGACUUUUACAUUCAACUGAAGUCGCGCUCUUUUAACGAAUCGCGGACGUUAUUAUACGGCGUGUUAUCUCGAGAUACGUUGGCUAUUGGCGAGAUACGAGACGCCGGACGGAACGAUUUUCGGAACAAAGUCGCGAGCGGGUAUUGUACACACUCAUUUAUUUAUUUGUAAAUAAAUAAAUACAUGACGUGCUACGCGAAACACGCACACGCGCGGACACACUUUUUACUUCGUCGAUAGCGAUCUUACGACGCAUAUGACCACUGCCACGUUGCGAUCGGGAAAAACACUUCGUGUAACGUUAUUCUACGACCGUCUAGGAUCGUGAUCCGUGCGGCUAUACGACAAGCAGAGUUGUCAAGCUUCUCGGUUGGUGGCGUAUCGAUAGAUUACGCUCGCGCGGUGAGGCAUUUUUUAUAUCAUUAUUAACGAGGAGGCAUACAGGAAGGGGCGGAGCUUCGCGUAGUGCAAUGAAAGACUGCUUUUUAAAUGAGGAGAAAAAGCUUUUUAUCGCGCGAGGUCGGAGAACGAAUGAGACAAAUUGAACGAAAGAGGAGAGAGAGAGAGAGAGAGAGUACAUAGAGAGAACGAGAGUGCGAGCGAGCGAGAGAGCGAGUGAGAGAGUGAGAGUGAGAGAGAGAGAGAGAGAGAGAGAGAGAGAGAAAAAGUAAAUGUAGUGAGAGAUCGUUUAGCGAGCGACAAGUGUUUUCUGGCAAAAUACUGCAUCUUCGGGUGCUUAUUUACGAUUAACAGGAAUUUGGAUAAACGUUAUAACGGUAACAUGAAUUAUCACGUAACUCUAGACCUGCGAACUAAUUUUGUACGAGGAAACCACUUCCCUUUCCUUUCACACUCGCCGCCGCUUCUCCCUCCUCUCGAUCACGAGAGAAUUUCCGAACCGGUAUUCGUCUCCCUCCGUAUCUUUUCUCUCAUAUGUUGUUUCCCAAAGAUGGUAGUGAUGAAUGUUUCUUUUUUUUUCUUUUUUAAUAGUACACGUUAAGUAUCUCUCAAGUAAUAAUAAUGACGAUUAUUAUUACUGCAGUUUAUAAUUGAUUGUGUAUUAUUAUUACGAUUCUUAUUCUCCCGUUCUUAUAUGAGCGCGCGUUUUGCGAAUCGUCAGGCGCGGCGUAAUGUGCAUUAUGCGGCUAUUAUGACGAUUAUUAUUUUUAUUAUUAUUACUAUUCAUACGCUAUAUUGCUAAAGAUCAAAUAUACGGACAUUCGUAAUUUCA
Molecule: messenger RNA, 9025 nt
Organism: Harpegnathos saltator (Jerdon's jumping ant)
Lineage: Eukaryota; Metazoa; Arthropoda; Insecta; Hymenoptera; Formicidae
Gene: msn
Product: serine/threonine-protein kinase msn
Exons: 21
Coding region: 1251-5246 (1331 amino acids)
Biological process (GO): protein phosphorylation
Cellular component (GO): cytosol
Molecular function (GO): ATP binding; protein kinase activity
Source: RefSeq, a predicted model, not a curated record